AUGCCGUAUUUGUGUUUAAAGGCUGGCUCCUCGACCGAGCCAGACUUAAAUCUCGCACAGUCAACCUUCUUGUCGGAACUUCUUCGGCCCCAAGUCUCAUUUCCCUCGGGGCAUAUCACCAAAGAAGUGGCUUCCGCUCUGUCGCCCGCGGCCCCGCGGUCCCAGACCUCCUCUACGUCCCAUACCCCACUUGGCAGCGAUGCUGGUCAGGCUGCUUCUUCACCUCUCCAUCCCCGGGUAGCUGUGAUUCUGGGUGUGGAUCGAAGAUGGCAUAUUCCUCUGUUGGUCUGCAGAGCUUUGAGCACGCUCCCUGCUGCAUGGUGGGGUCUAAGGUGCGCUUUUACUUUCCUGGCCGAGCUACUGCACAUUCGACCGGGUAUGGGAGGAGAGGGGUGGGCGGCGGCGAUAGUUGGGAGUGUGGGACAGGACUGGGAUGUUGAGAGGAGGUUUCGGGUUACUGAAGUGGCAUUGGCCAUUAUGUGGUGCUGCGCAUCCGCAUAUCUUUCUUAUUUCUUUGCUGAUUGUAUGAUGUCUCGAUGGCUUCUCAAUUACACUCCGCCGGCUGUUGUGAUCCGUCUUUUGACAACAAAUGGCUUAAUUGCAUAUAUUACUUCUUGGGUUCUCUACCUUUCUGGUGCCUCUUCCGACCCCCGAUGUCUCUUACCGGCUUGGAUCUCAAUAACCGCCACCCUUACAUUUGUCUAUCAUGCGACACAAAACCACGCCACUAUCAAGCGCGAAACCGCAGCGUCUUUUAAGGUUGUAUCUGUUGCAAGUUUCGUCAGCAUGUCCUCGCUUUUGAUGCAGCUACAUCUGACGCGCGAAAACGAACCGGAGGUCCCUGUCUUCGUGAUUACGCAAAAGCUAUGGGACUGGGCUGUUGCAGUCUUUCUACGCAUGCGAGUCGCGGAUGACCGUUUUGCUAGAGAACUGUAA
Penicillium verhagenii is the source of this 936-nucleotide messenger RNA. RefSeq lists its product as uncharacterized. The transcript has 5 exons. The record is from RefSeq and is a predicted model, not a curated record. Lineage: Eukaryota; Fungi; Ascomycota; Eurotiomycetes; Eurotiales; Aspergillaceae. Gene Ontology annotation, biological process: cellular response to oxidative stress; protein N-linked glycosylation. The coding region runs from base 1 to 936 and encodes 311 amino acids. Gene Ontology annotation, cellular component: endoplasmic reticulum membrane.